Messenger RNA from Paramecium pentaurelia, 1255 nucleotides. NCBI's taxonomy places the organism in Eukaryota, Ciliophora, Oligohymenophorea, Peniculida, Parameciidae. The record is from the annotation of a GenBank genome assembly.
AUGGAAAUCGAUGAUGACACUAAGUUUAUAAGCAAAUUGAAAGAAAAAAUUCCUAAUCUUAUUGAUCCAUAGUAUGAAAAGGUAUAAAAUUCAAUCAAAAUAAAAGGAUGUAAAUCUAAUGAAAGAUGUCAAUAUCAUGGGGUAUUUUCUAGAAAUACUAGAAUUAAUGAAAACAAGCUAAUUACCUAUCGAACAAUUAUUACUUCAUUAUUCCGUAUAGAAUCGAAAAUAUUUAGCAAUAAAAAUUUCAUAUCCAAAGUGGUGUAACAAGUAAAAUGAAAUCAUUUGUAACCAUUCUGUUAUACAGCUUCAUGAAAAAAUCAAAUAAUUCAUCAGAUCUAUCAUACAUAAAGAGAUAUUUUCAAUUGAAAAAAUCAAAUUCAUCUAUUUCAUUCUACAUAAAGCUAAGAAAGACUAUCAUAACCAAUUUUUCAUACAAUUCUAGAACUCAAAUGCUUGAUGGACUAAAUUUAAAAUUUGGUAUAUAAUAUAGUUAUACUAGAUGAUUGGUCAACUUUGACAACUCGAUUUUUAGGAGCAGAAUCUAUAUCUUAAAUUGGAGCAAAAGUUAAAGAAGUUAAUUCCAAAACUAAAGUAUAUGAUAAAAUCUUGACUAAUUCUAUUGAUGCUGUUUUCUUUGUAUAAACAUGUGUGGAUUUAUUUGAAUCAAAAGACAAAUCAAAUGUGCAUCAAGAAAAAGAAAAAAGAUCAUAAUCUUAGAAUUCAUAAAAUGAAAACUCAAAUUCAUAAAAUAUUUCUUAAAAUUAAAUUUAAGAUGAUGAAGGCAGUUAAAAUGAAGAAUAAAAUAGUUUGAUUGAAUAACCAGAAGAAAUCUAAUAAUCAAUAUAAAUUGCUUUAAAUCCAACAUCGAACAUCCAAUAAAAAUAGGAAAACGCAGAAUCAAAAGAUAAAUCUAAUGUUAUACAAUAAAAAUUAAUUAAUUCAUUGUAGGAAACUGUAUUUUAUAUUAUCAUAUUAGAAAUACUAAUUGUUGGAUAAUUAAACAAAAUAAGAAGAGGCAAUUAAGAAAACUUUAAAAGUUGUUGAUGUUUUACUUCUUGAUUAUGAAUAACUAGUAAAACACAAUAAAAAGCAGCAAUUAUUCAUCUAACAAUUAGUUGAUAAAUGCAAAAAUUCCCAUAAUCUAACAGAAUAAGAGAAAAAAUAAUUUUAGGAACUAAAUUCACAUUAAUUUAUAUAAAAUGAUUUCAAAACAUAACUUUAACAAACAGGAAUUUAUAAAUGUAUCAAGUGA